Molecule: messenger RNA, 888 nt
Organism: Trichoderma virens Gv29-8
Lineage: Eukaryota; Fungi; Ascomycota; Sordariomycetes; Hypocreales; Hypocreaceae
Exons: 1
Coding region: 1-888 (295 amino acids)
Molecular function (GO): RNA-DNA hybrid ribonuclease activity; nucleic acid binding
Source: RefSeq, a predicted model, not a curated record
AUGAAGAGAAAAUCCGAGAAGCAGCUUGCCCUUGAAACCGCAAAGCAUGUAUCCAUGGUCAAACAGUCACGAAGAAAAGUCAGCUUACAAGUCGAAAAGGCUCUGUUCGCCGCGGCAUCUAUUCUGCGCUUUCAUGGCCAGCUUAUUAUCCAGCCUAGGGAGGCGGCCAUUUCAAAAGUGAUGGAAAUAUCUCAUGGUGAGGAAGAGCAGCUGACCUUCUUUACUAAUGGCGCUGUUCAUCUUCCUCCAAGGGAGAACAAACAGAAUACUACCCUUCAUCGGGUUCCCAACCAUCAGGCGCAGUGCCUAUCUCGUGGCCCUCGUCCCCGUCAAAACAAGGUCAAGCUAGCUGCAGCAGUAGCAUAUAAAGCUACAGACUGCAACGAGUGGAUAGUGAAGUCUUUUUCAGUUCCUCCAGGUGGUAGAUACUAUCUCGAGGCUGAAAUGGCUGGCAUCGCAGGCGCCUUGGCAAUUGCAAUAUCAAGGAUAGUAGAUUUGAGAAAGAAAACGGCCUCAAUUACUUCACAUAAAGUUGUUAUUUUCACUGACUCUCAAGAUGCCAUUCAUCAGCUACAAAAGCUCCAAGAACAUACUAGGAAGCUGAUUCACGAUCACACCCCAGCUUGCAAGCUUAUAACAAGAUCCCAGUAUCUUCAUCGUCUUGGCGUUCCACUCGAGGUACACUGGAUUCCGAGCCGUCAUCCAGGUAUCCCGGGAAAUCUCCUUGCAGAUGCUGAAGCGCGGCGAACAGCAAAAAGCAACAUUGAUGUCUCCGAGGAGGAACUUAUCCAGGCCAGUCUACAGCUUGACUACCUAUGCGUAGUGGCACUAAUACGGAGACAAUCCACAUCAAAUAUUGACAUCAGGCCAUCGGAAUUUAGGCGGUAA